This is a messenger RNA of Owenia fusiformis, 6089 nucleotides long. The record is from the annotation of a GenBank genome assembly. NCBI's taxonomy places the organism in Eukaryota, Metazoa, Annelida, Polychaeta, Sabellida, Oweniidae.
CUAAACUUUUGACGCAUGCGCAAUAGAAGACCUCGAUUUUGAUGCCGGAAAAUUUCAUACAUAAACUGCUCUCUUGAGGAGUUAUUGUGAUAUCAAGAUGGCAUCUGGGGAUGAUGGCAGUAUGAUGGCAUCCCCUGCGCCAAAUCCAAACUACCAACAGAGUGGCCCUCAGCAAGAUAACAUGCAGAUGCUGCAAAAGGCUAUAUCCACUAUGGAGGAGAAGGGGAUGAAAGGUGAUCCACGUUACAACCAGCUUGUAGAUAUGGCCAGACAGAAGCAGGGAGAAGGCAUGAAUCCUGGACCCACAAUGAACACUGCUCCAGACAUGAGCAAAGGAGACCAAAAUCAACAAGGUUUUCCAAAUGCAAAUGCUAGUCAAGAUGGUAAUCAAAUGACCAACCCAAUGGUGAAUCAGAUGAAUCCACAGAUGAAUCAAAUGAACCCUCAAAUGCACAAUCAAAUGGGUAACCAAGGCAACCCACAGAUGGCCAAUCAGAUGAAUCCUCAAAUGGGAGGUCAAAUUUCUGGACAAAUGGCUCCACAGAUGACUGGACAAAUGGCCAAUCAAAGUCAGAUGGGGAGUCAAUAUGUAGGCCCUCAGGGUGGCAACCAGCAAAUGGGCUCUGAUAUGCAGAAGCAAACACCAUUUGGGCAGUCACAAUUGCAGCAAUUAAGGGCACAGAUUAUGACCUAUAAGCUGUUAGCACGAAACCAGGUUGUUCCUGAUAAUCUACGGCUGGCUGUGGAGGGUAAACGGCCCUUAUCAGUAGCACCACCAUAUCGCCCAGGUGACUCGCAGCAGAUGUACCAGUUAAGAAUGCAGCAACAGCAACAACAGAUGCAGAACAAACAGCAAGUCCCAGGAGGCCCAAGAAUGCCAAGUCAGGUGACAGGGAUGCAACCCUCCAUGACCUCUCCACAGGCUCCUGCCACAACCCCCAUUCAAAGGCCCCCUGCAGCAGUUGCACCCACCCCAGGCACAGAGCAACAACCUGUCCCCCCUCCACAGAGCAUGUUCCAGCAAAAACCAAACAGAGUGGCCCCAGUGGCUAAACCCACUGGAAUUGAUCCUAUCGAUAUUCUAAAUGAGAGAGAAAAUAGGGUGGCUAACAGCGUAGCUCUCCGUAUUCAGGAACUUGAGAGUUUACCUGUUAUCAUGCACGAAGAGACUAAAACUAAAGCUAUGAUUGAAUUGAGAGCACUGAGACUUCUUAACUACCAGAGACAGUUACGCCAGGAAGUGGUAAGUUGUAUGAGACGAGACACAACUCUGGAGACUGCAUUGAACCCAAGGGCCUACAAACGCAGCAAACGACAAACAUUGAGAGAGGCCAGAAUGACCGAGAAACUGGAAAAACAACAGAAGAUUGAACUUGAGAGAAAGAAAAGACAGAAACAUCAGGAGUACCUGAAUGCUGUAUUGGCCCAUGCUAAGGAGUUCAAGGACUACCACAGAGGUAUCUCUGGUAAGGUGAAUAAGAUCAUAAAAGCAGUGGUCACCUACCAUGCCAACACUGAACGUGAACAGAAGAAGGAACAGGAGAGAAUCGAUAAAGAGCGUAUGAGAAGACUUAUGGCAGAGGAUGAGGAGGGCUACAGGAAGCUCAUUGAUGAAAAGAAGGACAAGCGUUUGUUCUACCUUCUGAAGCAGACAGACGACUACAUUGCAAAUCUCACAGAAGCUGUCAAGGAACAUAAAGCCUCUGUUAAUCCUAAAAAGAAAAAGAAGAAGAAGAAGGUUGAUGAUUCUCUUCGAGAAGGGUUAAUGGAUGAGAGUUCCAACAUGAGUGACAUGAGAGUCAAUGUGAUUGAGGUGAACACUGGCAAGGUUCUCUCUGGUCCAGAUGCCCCAAUGGCCAGUCAACUAGACACAUGGAUGGAAAUGAACCCUGGUUACAUGGUUGCCCCUAGAGAUGAGACUAUGGGAGAGGAAGAAGAAUCUGAGGAGGAAGAAGAGGAAGAAGAGGAAGCACCACCACCACCAGAGAAAAAAGAGAAAGAUGAAAAUGAAGAACAAACUGUUAAAAGAGAGGUGGAUGAUGAUGAGUACAAAGGUGGGGGUGAGAGUUACUAUGGAGUUGCACACAAAAUUGUGGAAAUUGUCACAGAGCAGGCCUCUAUUAUGGUCAAUGGAAAACUAAAGGAAUAUCAGAUUAAGGGACUGCAGUGGCUAGUGUCCCUCUAUAACAACAGUCUCAAUGGAAUCCUUGCUGAUGAGAUGGGCCUGGGCAAGACCAUACAGACCAUAGCUUUAAUCACAUAUCUCAUGGAGGCUAAAAACAAUAAAGGACCAUAUCUGAUCAUUGUGCCACUGUCCACACUAUCUAAUUGGAUGUUGGAGUUUGACAAAUGGUCGCCUUCAGUGAUCAAGAUAGCGUACAAGGGAUCACCGAAUGCCAGAAAAUCUCUUCAGUUCCAAGUGCGAUCUGGCAAAUUCAACGUUCUCCUAACAACAUAUGAGUAUGUGAUCAAAGAUAAAGGUGCCCUGGCUAAGGUUCGCUGGAAGUACAUGAUAAUUGAUGAGGGUCAUCGUAUGAAGAACCACCACUGUAAGCUGACGCAAGUCCUCAACACACAUUAUAUUGCCCCUCAUAGGUUACUCCUCACUGGGACACCUCUACAAAACAAACUUCCAGAAUUGUGGGCCUUAUUGAACUUCUUGCUUCCUCACAUAUUCAAGUCUUGCAGCACAUUUGACCAGUGGUUCAAUGCACCAUUUGCAAUGACAGGAGAGAAGGUUGAGUUGAAUGGUGAGGAAUCUCUUUUGAUUAUUCGUCGUCUUCACAAAGUGCUGCGUCCAUUCUUGCUACGUCGUCUCAAGAAAGAAGUGGAGAGUCAGCUACCUGAUAAGGUUGAGUACCUGAUCAAGUGUGAGUUGUCAGCUCUUCAGAGGUAUGUUUACAAACACAUGGCCACCAAAGGAAUACUUCUGACUGAUGGAUCAGAAAAAGACAAGAAGGGCAAAGGGAGUACAAAGACAUUGAUGAACACGAUCAUGCAGCUAAGAAAGAUCUGUAACCAUCCAUUCAUGUUCCAACACAUAGAAGAAUCAUACGCAGCUCACAAUGGAAUCCAUGGUGGUGUUGUUAAUGGGCCAGACCUUUUUAGAGUCUCUGGCAAGUUUGAACUGCUAGACAGAAUUCUCCCCAAGUUGAAAACUACCAACCACAGAGUUUUGUUGUUCUGUCAAAUGACUUCAACCAUGACCAUCCUUGAAGAUUACUUUCUCUAUAAGAAUUACAAGUACAUGAGGCUGGAUGGUACAACUAAGGCUGACGAUAGAGGAGAGUUGCUGUCUCUGUUUAAUGCACCUAACUCAGACUACUUUGUCUUCCUGUUGAGUACAAGGGCUGGUGGUCUCGGCCUCAAUCUACAAGUGGCUGAUACUGUCGUAAUAUUCGACUCUGACUGGAAUCCACAUCAGGAUCUUCAGGCGCAGGAUCGUGCUCAUCGUAUUGGACAGAAGAAUGAAGUGAGAGUGCUGCGUCUUAUGACUGUUAACUCCGUUGAAGAGAAGAUCCAUGCUGCAGCCAGGUAUAAGUUAAAUGUUGAUGAGAAGGUCAUCCAAGCUGGUAUGUUUGACCAGAAGUCAACAGGGAGUGAACGUAAACAGAUGUUGAUGUCCAUCCUCACUGCUGAUGAGAUGGAAGAAAAUGAAGAAGAUGAAAUCCCAGAUGAUGAGACUGUUAACCAGAUGUUGGCCAGGACUGAGGAAGAAUUUGACAUCUUCCAGCGUAUGGAUCUUGAUCGACGUCGUUUGGAUGCCAGGGAGGGAAAUAAACGUAAAGCUCGUCUCGUAGAAGAGGAUGAAAUCCCAGAGUUCCUCAUCAAGGAUGAAACAGAGAUUGAUCGUUUAACAUAUGAAGAAGAGGAGGAGAAGUACUUUGGUCGUGGUUCCCGUCAAAGGAAGGAGGUUGACUACACUGAUGCUCUCACAGAGAAACAAUGGCUAGAAGCUAUAGAAGAUGGUGACCUCGAAGAACAAGAGGAAAAGGUGAAAACAAGGAAGAAGUCGCGCAAGAAGAGAGAUAGAGACAGCGAUGAUGAUGAUGAAGAUGAGAGACCAAAGAAGAAGAAAGGGGGAGGUCGUCGUGGUAGACCACCAGUUGAAAAGAUGGCCCCGAAUCCAACGAAGUUGACAAAAAUGAUGAAAAAGUUAUAUGAAAUAGUAACAAAGUACAAGGACAGCGAUGAAAGGAUACUGAGUGAGCCAUUUUUGGUGCUACCUCCUAGGAAGGAUCUACCAGAUUACUAUGAUGUCAUCAAGAAGCCAGUUGACUUUAAGAAAAUAAAGAUGAGGAUUAAGGAGCACCGUUACCGCUCUUUGGAUGACUUGGAGGCUGACAUUAUGCUGCUUUGUGGAAAUGCUCAGGAGUACAACGUUGAAGGAUCUCUGAUCUAUGAAGACUCCAUUGUGAUACAGAGCGUGUUCACCAAUGCCAGGGAGCGCCUGGAGAAGGACAGUAACAUGGCCACACCAGAUGACAGCGAUGACACAGCUGAGGAUGAUGGCGAUGAUGAGGACAGUAAGAUGUCAAGGGAAAGCUCAAGGAAGACUUCAAGAAAGAAGUCCAGCAAGAAGAAAGUUGUGUACAGUGACAAUGAGGGAACAGAAGGGAAUGAGUCUGAUGAUAGUGAGGCUACUAAGAGUUCUCGAGGAUCUUCCCGUGUUGCAUCUCCAGCACCGGGAAAACUGAAACGCUAAACUCGAAAGGACGCUUAACUAAGAAUGGUCAACAUAUUUUUGAUUGAACCUAUUAACACAUGUUUAAGAGUAUUUGACUUGAGUUAGACUCUGUUCGUGUGUUUUGGACUGAGAGCCAAUUGCAAUAUUUAUGGCUAAUGUUAGAAAGCAGGAUGUAUAGAGCAAAGACUCAUUUGUACAAAUAAAGUUAUUUUUUCAUUACAAUGGACAUAAAGGAGAGUUUGAUAAUAGAUAAUAUUUUAUCUACUAGAGUACCACUACCAGUAAGUUUUAAAUGAGAGGACAUUCAGAUAUCAUAAAUCAUUAAUUUCUAUAUUGUUUAGGGGAUACUAUUUUUUAUCUAAAUGUAGUUGAUUUAACUAUAGAUGGAAUCCUAUUAAAUUGUGAAAUGAAGUUCUGAGUAAAAAGGACAUUUCUUUCCAUGAUUGUUUCCAAUAGAUUAAAUCUUGGCCUGGAGAAAAAGUUUGAAUUAGGCCGAUGGACUUAAUUCUUUGUUUCCAGUCAGUGAUCAAUUUGCCUGAUUUUCAAAAAAGCAAACACAAAAAUGUUCCUGGGAAUCCAGCAUAUCAUUCAAAUUACUGCCAAAAAUGGGUCAAUUUACUCAAAAUGAAAAAACUGAUCUGUUUAAGGUGUGGAUGGUUUCAUAGAUAUAAUAAUUUGCAAUGUGAUACGAAUAUGACACAGUAAAUAUUAAUUCAAAUUGCAUGUUCUCAUAUUUUGCUUUGGAAAGAAAAUGAGAUCACAAAACUGCGUCAAAGGUUUGUGUUUUUCCUGUGUUUUUCCUUGGCUUGUAAUAGUGCAACCUGACGGGAAACAGAAUUUUAAUCCAUUGGACUUAUUGGAAAAUAUUGCUCUAUCUAAAAUGUAGUUUAUCAACUUUAUGACUAUAAUACUCUCUCAUGUAGAAACUUUUUCAUGUAAAUAAUGUAUUGGAUGCUGUUUUAUUGGUUUAAAUUGUGUAAUAACAAUAUAUUCAAGUACUGUAUCUAUAUAUUGAUUAUGGCUAUGACUUAAUAGUCACUUCAGCCUUAAUACUGAUUUUACAUCUAAAGGGCUAUUCUUUCAUGCUAUUCUCCAUUCAUCAGUUUAUUUCAAUCCACAAGUAUUUGCAUCCAAUACAUGAUUGUAGUAGUAUCUAAUCAUGAAACAAAAUAUAGAAUGUUAUAUAUUGUGUUUAGAAAAUAAAUGUAUUGAUGUAAACUAAGUGUAUAUUAAGUCUUGUUAAAAUGAAAUACUGUAAACAGCGCUCCAUGGUAACAUUGUCUGGAUAUCUGCAUUAUAGUCACGACUUUAUAUAAAACCAAUAACAAGCUAUAAUUUAUCAUCUGUAAAUACAGUGAUGGACAGACUUUAAUGGCUCACAGCCUAUCAUUUGAUAUGGUUU